CCCCUCGAGCGUACGAGGGCUCGAAGCUGGAGUGGGGCCACCCUGGGAAGAAUCAGGACCCCCUGCCCAACACUUCCCUCCCACUCUCGGCGGGGUUGACACUCCCUCAGCCCCGAGAGGUCUCCAAGGCGGCUGUCUCAUUGGAUCUUUCAGGCAAAGGGGCGAGUUCGCUGUUCCUAUUUGACAGAUGGGCAAACUAUGGCGGAAAGGCCGAGACUUGCCCAGGAACAAACAGCUAGUGAAGGGCAGAUCAGAAUUUGAUUCCAGGUCUCCUGCCACCCUCUGACCCAGGCCCGGGCACAGGGCUUCCCAUCCCACACCCCCCAGACAGCCUGCCAUCUCUCAGGAGGAAGGAGGAGUUUCCCACCUCUGCCAGGCCUCUGAAGGCAGCCUUCUCCAUGGGUGAGCCAUGAGCUGCCAGAUCCUGUUGCUCCUGGCCGUGAUGACCCUGAGCCUGGCUAUCUCCCAACACCGUGAGAAGAUGCCCUGUAGGAUGGUGAACAAGGAAGUCUUGUGCCAGGGCCUUGGCCUGCCCCAGGUCCCCUCAAUGCUUCCGCUGGACAUUGAGGUGCUCAAUCUGUCUGGCAACCAGCUGCGGAGCAUCUUGGCCUCACCCCUGGUCUUCUACACAGCACUUCGCCAUCUGGACCUGAGUACCAAUGAGAUCAGCUUUGUGCAGCCAGGUGUCUUCCAGGCCCUGCCCCACCUGGAGCACCUAAACCUGGCCCACAACCACCUUGCAGUGGGCACUGGGCUGGGCCCCCUGCUGCACAUGACCUCCUUGGACCUGUCUGGAAACAGCCUGUACAAUGGCCUGGUAGAGAGGCUGCUGGGGGAGGCGCCUGCCCUGCGCACGCUCUCACUGGCGGAGAACAGCCUGACACACCUUGCCCGCCGUACCUUCCGGGGCAUGCCUGCGCUCGAGCGGCUGGACCUACAUAGCAACGUGCUGAUGGACAUUGAGGAGGGCGCGUUUGAGGCACUGCCCCACCUGGCCCACCUCAAUCUCUCCAGGAAUUCCCUCACCUGCAUCUCUGACUUCAGCCUUCAGCAGCUGCAGGUGCUUGACCUGAGCUGCAACAGCAUUGAGGCCUUCCAGACGGCCCCAGAACCACGGGCCGAUUACCAGCUCACCUGGCUCGACCUGCGGGAGAAUAAACUGCUCCAUUUCCCUGACCUGGCUGCACUCCCUAGACUCAGCUACCUGAAUGUGUCCAACAACCUCAUUCGGCUCCCUGUGGGACCACCCCGGGGCAGCAAGGGUGUGCACGCGCCUUCUGAGGGCUGGUCAGCUCUGCCUCUCUCAAACCCCAGCUGGAACACUAGCACACACCCCCUUUCCCAGCUUCUGAACCUGGAUUUGAGCUACAAUGAGAUUGAGCACAUCCCUGAGGGCUUUCUUGAGCCUCUGACCUCCUUGCGCUUCCUGAACCUCAGCCGAAACUGCAUGCGGGCCUUUGAAGCCAGGCAUGUGGGCUCCCUGCCCUGCCUGGUGCUCCUGGACUUAAGCCACAAUGCGCUGCAGGCACUGGAGCUGGGCGCCAGAGCCCUGGGGGCCCUACGGACGCUGCUUCUACAGGGUAACACCCUUCAGGGCCUGCCCCCAUACACCUUUGCCAACCUGGCUAGCCUGCAGAAACUCAACUUGCAGGGAAACCAGGUCAACCCCUGUGGGGGGCCAGGGGAGCCUGCACCCUCGGGCUGUGUUGCCUUCUCUCGCAUGUCCUCCCUCCGCAUCCUGAAUCUGGUGGACAAUGCAAUAGAGAAGCUCAGGGCAGGUGCUUUCCUCCACACACCACUUACUGAGCUGCACCUCUCUGCCAACCCUGGGCUGGAUGUGACCACGGGGGCCCUGGCCGGCCUGGAGACCUCCUUGGAGGUCCUGGAGCUGCAGGGCAAUGGGCUGACCAUCCUGCAGGUGGACCUACCCUGCUUCAGCUGCCUCAAGGAGCUCAAUCUCGCUGAGAACCGCCUCAGCCACCUGCCUGCCUGGACCCAAGCCGUGUCACUGGAAGUGCUGGACCUGAGGAACAACAGCUUCAGCCUCCUGCCAGGCAGUGCCAUGGGCGGCCUGGAGACCAGCCUCCGGCGCCUCUACCUGCAGGGGAAUCCACUCAGCUGCUGCGGGAACGGCUGGCUGGCGGCGCAGCUACACCAGGGCCGUGUGGAUGUGGAUGCCACCCAGGACCUGAUCUGCCGCUUUGGCUCCCAGGAGGAGGUGUCCCUGAGCCAUGUGCGUCCCGAGGACUGUGAGAAGGGGGGGCUCAAGAACGUCAACCUCAUCAUCAUCCUCACCUUCGCACUGGUCUCUGCCAUCCUCCUCACUACGCUGGCCACCUGUUGCUAUUUCCGCCGGCAUACGUUUAACCAACAGUACAAAGCCUAGAGAAGCCAGGGGACUGUAGAACAGCCCGGCUGGGAGGCCCUUCCAGGUCAGCUGGUGAGCUGGAGGCACAGAGGAGGAUAGGGACUGACCCAAGGGCACGCAGUGAGCAAGGGACAAGAACCCUCGUCUACAAAUUCUAGCCCAGGGCUCCUUUCCCUGCAAUCCACUGCAUCAGAAGGUGGUCCACUUCCUGGUUCAUAAAUGUGGUCCAGCUGUGGAAGCCAGAAGUUGGGCAGUCUUGGAAGUGGCAGAGAAUAAUGUUUGCCCAUAUGAUCAACAAAUCUUUGCCAAGCAUCUUUUUUGUGCCCUGGGCACUGAGGACAUGGGUGAAUGAGACACAGUCCCUGCCCUCAAGCAUCUCCCAGUCUGGUGGGGGAGGUUUUCACAGAGCCUGGCAGUGACCUCACAGUGUGAUCAGGGCUAUGAGGUGUAGAAACCCGGGGCCGUGGGGCCCUGGGGAGAACCAAAGUUCUGCAGCUCCAGCUGGUCUGGUGUGGGGAGCCCUGUCCUGGCCGUGCCAGGGCCAGGGAAGGGCAGGACCAAGAGCCUUUGCCUGAGACAUUUCCAAGCAGACUAUUUGUCACAUCUUCUGAUAAUGACUUUCAGCCUCUCUGGAAAGUGAAGAGUUUGUGGCCGGAAGAGAGAGCUGGAGCCACAUGAGUACAUCUUGGAUCCGGUGCCAUUGGCCGGGCUGUGCAGCUCCAUCUGGUUAAGAGGCUGUCACCCUGGGCUCCAGCUUAGCACUGGACCAUUUUAUUUCCGGUUCUGGACAGGCUCUCUCUCUCUACCCAGCAGUCUCAUGUUGCACACACUGACCCCCUCCACCCCCUGCCCAGGCCCCCUUCUGUAUCAUAUCACCCUGGCUGCCCUCUGAAGGCAUUUUACAAAAGAGGAAACCAAGGCUCCAAAAGUCUCCAUCCAGGAACCCACAGCUAAGAAAUGCCAAAACUGAUAUUCAAACCCACAUCCUUCUGACUCCAGAGCCUGUGCUUCCGCACUGCACACACAGGGGCUAUGGGCUGUGGGGUGGCCAGGAAGUGAGUCCCACAUGGCACGAGCAUGGCCUGGGCACAUCCUCUGCUGCUCAUGCCCACCUGCUCCUUUCCCUCCUCUCUCCCAGGCAGUCAGGGAAAAGACAGGCAGCUGCAGCCCCUCUCCUCCUUUUGUGCCUCAGUUCCCCUUCUUUCCUUCUUUGUACCCUGGUCUGGGUUCUCCUUUCUCUCUUCUUGCUCUCAUAUUCUCUUGUUCCCUCUUCCUCCAUUGAUCAUAGUCUGGAGUUUGAAACCAUUGAGUUCAACCUCCCGGAUGCGCAGAUAGGGAAAUUGAGGCUUAAGAAGAGAAUAGGACUUGCUCAGAGCUGUCCAGCAAGUGGAUUCAGGAUUGGUUGGUGGGUGGAUUGGUGGGGGGAGGAGGGCUGGAUCUCUGUGGAUUCCUUCUCCCUCAGUUAUCACGUCACGCGGUAAUUAUCGUUGAUGUUGUUGUUAGGUGCCAAGGAGUCAGCUCCAACUCGUAGUGAGUGAGAUGUUGCCUGGUCCUGCACUAUCUUCACAAUCGUUGCUAUGUUUGCGCCCAUUGUUGGCAACCACUGUGUCAGUCCCUCUCAUUGAGGGUCUUCUUCUUUUUCUCUGAUGCUCUACUUCACCAAGCCUGAUGUCCAGUGGUUGGUCUCUCCUGAUGACGUGUGUCCAAAGUAAGUGAGACAAAGUCUCACCAUCCUUGCUUCUAAGGGGCGUCCUAGCUGCACUUCCUCCAAGGCAGAUUGGUUUGUUCUCCUGGCAGUCCAUGGUAUAUUCAGUAUUCUCUGCCAACACCACAGUUCAACCGUGCCAACUCUUCUUUGAUCUUCCUCUUUCGUGGUGCAGCUUUCCCAUGCAUAUGUUGUUGUUGUUAGGUGCCGUGGGGUCCUUUCCAACUCACGGUGACCCCAUGUGACAGAGUAGAACUGCACCGUAGGAUUUUCUUGGCUAUAAUCUUUAGGGUUGUUAUGAGCCGGAAUUGAUUCGCCAGCGUUAAGUUCGGGUUUUGGUUUAAUCUUUACAGAAGCAGAUCUCAAGGUCUUUCUUCCAGAGAGUUGCAGGGUGGGUUCAAACCGCCAACCUUUCGGUUAACAGUCAAGCACUUAACCAUUUGUGCCAGCUGGGCCCCUGCACACAUGUGAGGCAACUGAUAAGACCAUUGCUUGAGUCAGGCACACUUCAGUCAUCAGAGUGACAUCUUUGCUUCUUAACACUUUAAAGAGAUCUUUUGCCGAAGAUUUGCCCAAAGUAAUACGUCGUUAGAUUUCUCGACUGCUGCUUCAGUUCCUUUGCCGUUUAUCAUGAUGUUGCUUAUUGGUCCAGUUGUAAGGAUUUUCCUUUUCUUUAAGUUCAAAUGUAAUCUAUACUGAAGGCUGUAGUAAUGCCAGCUUUGUCCUCAUCAGGCAGGGGUAUUUUUUCCCUUGAAAAAUGGGUAGAAAGAGCCACCCAGAUAACCCUCAUCCCUCAUACCCAGGGAAUCCCAGCCUUGGCUGGGAUCAGGACCGCAGGUGCUUACUCACACACUCUUCCACGGGCCUAGAGGAGAAGGUGCUGGCCCCUUCAGCCUGAUUUCUGAAAACACUACACGAUGCUGCUCUCACCUCCCAGGACCCAAGCCACAGCCUGGGCCUCGGGAUCAGCUCUUUGUAUAACCCACAUGAAUGUAUUAAAAAAUAAUUCUGGAGAAACA
Messenger RNA from Loxodonta africana (African savanna elephant), 5092 nucleotides. It is a transcript of the gene LRRC32, whose product is annotated as leucine rich repeat containing 32. NCBI's taxonomy places the organism in Eukaryota, Metazoa, Chordata, Mammalia, Proboscidea, Elephantidae. The transcript is spliced from 3 exons. Gene Ontology annotation, cellular component: extracellular matrix. The record is from RefSeq and is a predicted model, not a curated record. Gene Ontology annotation, molecular function: protein binding. The coding region runs from base 410 to 2386 and encodes 658 amino acids.